CUCAACCAAGAAGGGUCCAAGGAGUGGGAUUAAAGAAGGAAAAAGGCUAGGAAAAGUGUGUAAAAUUAAGGAACUUGUAAAGGGUGUUUCAAGUGAUUUCACAAAGUUGGAAAAGUCGCCGGAAUUGUCGCCGGAGUUGACCAAAAGUCGCCGGAGUUUCACCGGAGUUCAACCAAGAAGGGUAGAACUUCAUACGCUAGUUCAAGGUUGAAGCUAGGGCUUGCUACCUGCACCUUUUUACGGGUGACAUCAAAUCAAGGAAGACGUGGUUCGUGCUUCCUCAUUUUAUUUCAAAUUUCCAAACAUUGCUCAUGGAUAUUUUUAUCUGUUAUAAACUAUUCUUUUGGGGCUUGCAUGCCCAUGUUAUUGGCCGGUUGUGGCUUAUGACUUACCGUUGAAUAUUUCCGCUAUUCAUUGGUUUAAAUGUGAUGUUGUUAUGUAUGUUUACUACUGAGUAUGGAUGGAUUAUUUUUCUCGAACGCCUUGUGUAAUCAAGUGAGGUUGACUCGCGGGUGACGUCACUUGAUUAUACGGCGGUUGUACACGCGCUUGGAUUGCGGUCUGGGGCGUGACACCGUGCAUGGGGGCCGAGGGGCAACGGAUUUUGUACGACCGCAGCGGCGCUUCAUCUUCUCGAUCAAGGAGCGGAGAGGAUCCACGUAUCGCUCAAAUGCAGCGGGAGUUGGAGGAGCAACGCAAAAAGGACGAAGAAACAAGAGCCCGGCUGGAAGCGAUGGAACGGAUCCUCAGCGCCGGAAUUCGGAAUCAGCCUCAGCCGUAUAUACUGCACCCCGAGCAGACUCCUCAAGUUCCGCAGAUGGGCGGUUAUUUCCGUUCCAACUCUGCUUCCGGGUUGCCUUCAUAUAUAUGGUUCUUUUCAGGAUAUCAAUUUUCAUAACCUGUUUCAAACAUCUGGAGGCAGCCAAGCAGGAGGCAGUCGCGGAGGGGGCAAUCGUGGUGGCAACCGAGAAGGCCAAGGUGGAAGCAACCGAGAAGAUGAGACGAAGAAGAUUAUCUAUACGAUGAUUCUAGAUAUUAUCAUAAUGGUAGUCGGAGGAGCUUGUAAAUGAUAUACAUUUUUAAUUGAACAUUGUUUAUUUACUAUAUUUGUAU
Messenger RNA from Cuscuta epithymum, 1113 nucleotides. The record is from the annotation of a GenBank genome assembly. Lineage: Eukaryota; Viridiplantae; Streptophyta; Magnoliopsida; Solanales; Convolvulaceae.